AUGACAAAAGCCGCCAUGAAUCUUCCGCCACCGUUGUAUCUCUUCUUCUUCUUCUUCUCUCUCUUAAUUCAAUCAGUCUCCAGUGUCCAAACAUGCUACUGGCCCGACGGUACACCAGCAACUGAGGAUGUCCCCUGCUCCGACGACAAAUACGCUCCUUGCUGCCGCUCCGGGAAUCUCUGUCUCUCGAAUAACUUGUGUCUAAACGUCGCCAUUCAACCGUACGUCCUGUCCCGGGGCGCCUGUACAGAUCCGAACUGGAACUCGGAUAAUUGCCCGCAGUUUUGUACAAACGUCUCCCGCAGCUCAGGUUCCUCUCUCUUCCCAGUGGGCCUAAACAGUAACAAACUAGCCGAAUACUGCUGCAAUGACCCCGUGAGCAACGGCUCCGAGGUGACCUGUAGUUCUGAUUCGGGGAGUCCCUUCUUCGUGCCGGACGCUACCCUUGUUGCUGGGUAUGCGGUGCUGGCGAACGUGUCGUCGUUGAGUGCGUCGACGAGCGCGUCAAAUACUACGUCGUCGUCGUCGUCGUCGUCGAGCUCGAACUCGAGAGAUGUCGCUAUUGGGGCUGGUGUUGGUGUGCCCUUGGGUGUUAUUGCUCUGGGAGCGAUCGCUUGGGCACUCUGGGAGAGGAGAGCUAGGAUGAAAAGUCUUCCUGCUGCCGCUACUACUGCCGGCGGUGGUUGGGUUGGGGGGAAUGGGGCUGUCCCUUCGUCUGUGGCUGGGAGUAAUUCGAUGUAUGGGAUCCAACAGCAGGAGACGGAGCAGUGGAAGAAUCCUUCUCGUCCUGCGGAAUUGACCACGUCAGCUAGGACGCAUGAGUUGGCAUCCUGA
This is a messenger RNA of Aspergillus pseudotamarii, 834 nucleotides long. RefSeq lists its product as uncharacterized. The transcript is spliced from 2 exons. The coding region runs from base 1 to 834 and encodes 277 amino acids. The record is from RefSeq and is a predicted model, not a curated record. Lineage: Eukaryota; Fungi; Ascomycota; Eurotiomycetes; Eurotiales; Aspergillaceae.